CUAUGUUUAGUUUGGUUGAUGAUAUCUAUCGUAACAUCGAAUGAUCUAAAGGAUCUGCUCGAAGAUAGCAUAACACCACGGUCCACUACUACCUAUACUUCAACAUUAACACACACCACACCAAGAACAUUAAUAAUGAAUAAAUCAUCAGGAAAUAUGUUAGGUACUACCAAAACUACAAAUCUUGCCAUGUUAACAGAAAGUGGUAGUAAUAAAUUAAACCCUGAUCCUUUAGUACCACAUCCUCCACCAGCCAUUAAAACGAAUUUGAAAUAUUUUAAUAAAAGCUCACCAAAGAAACGCAAAGCUGAAGAAGUUUCAUCGAUACCGAUAGGUGAUGAUAAUACUGAAUGGAAAUGUCCAAACAUAACGGGUUCUCGUAGCUUAGAAUGCGGUUGUGAUUUACCGCAUACAUUACGCUGCAACGGUGACCUACAUGGCUUAACAGUACUUGCUGAAAACUUACGUGUUUCUCCAUAUUCCGUUUCUCUCCUGGAUUGUUCCCUACGCAAUGUUACGUUUUUGAGCGAUGCCAAAAUAUUUGAGGGAGUUUCACUGCACGGUUUAGUGAUUUCAUCAGGAGAAAUUAAACGUGUACAUAAAUAUGCUUUCUUGGGCAUCAAAGGACCCUUACAAGCUUUAGGUUUACCAAGUAAUGCCUUAUUAAGCGUACCUUGGAGUUCGAUUUCAACACUUACAGCUCUAGAGCGUUUAGACUUAUCCACUAAUAGAAUCAAAGCACUUGGUACCUCAGAUUUUGCUGGUCUUAUUAAUCUUGUUUAUCUUGAAUUAAGUAACAAUCAAAUUACAAGCAUAUCCCAAAGAACAUUUUCAAAUUUGGCAAAAUUGGAAGUACUCAAAUUAGGUGGCAACCGAUUAGGUGAUUUUCCCACAAGUCUGAAAGCAUUAACUCAAUGCUUUAAUUUAAGGGAAUUGGACUUAACUGCCAAUAAUUUAAAUGGACCACUCUCCAGCACAACAAUACCUGGUUUACGUAAUUUAGAAAUACUUAAUUUAAAUCGUAAUCUUAUAAAGAGCAUACAAAAUAAAGCACUACAGAAUUUUUCACGGCUUACUAGCUUAUAUCUACGUCACAACCAAAUUGAUGUAUUACAGGAUCAUGCCUUCUAUGGCUUAGGUUCUUUACAGAAUUUGGACUUGAGUUAUAAUGGUAUUGUAGCCGUUUCAAGCGCUUCUCUACAACACUUAACGCGCCUAACUACGCUGGACCUUACACAUAACUUUUUAAGAGCACUUACAUCCGAUCUUAUAACACCGUUACCAUCUUUAUCAGAAUUACGUUUGGCUGGCAAUGAUAUAUCUAUUGUUGCUAAAAAUGCUAUGGAUGGUGCACUUGAAUUAAAAAGUCUUUCACUACAAGACAAUCCACUUUCGUGUGAUUGCACUAUACGUCCUUUUGCCGAAUGGUUGCAGAGUGCAAAAAUACAAGCACAAGAUCUGAUAAGCCCCACUUGUGUAACUCCGCCACGAUUGGAAGGUGCACCAUUAAUACAAGUGCCUAUUGAAUCGUUAAAUUGUGAUAUGGAUAAUUUGGAAAAGGAUAAUGCAAUAAUUAUCGAACAACUGGAGGCACUCAGCAAGCAAAACAAUUCAACUCAUAUUAAAGACUUGUCAGAAGAAAUCAUACUGCACGAAUUGCAUUAUUCUGCUGACUACGGUUUAAUUUUGACCUGGAUUUUAAACCUGAAUAAAAAUGAUUAUAUGUGCGAUGCUAUUUUCGUUUACAAGGAAGAGAAUAUCAAUGAAAUUUUAAUUGACAACUCUCCGAUACAUUGUGAAAGUAAAAUAAUCAAUGGACAAAAUACAGUAAGUGUAAUUGUACCAGAUAGCUCAUCUCUACAAAUUGGUGAAAGUUAUCGCUUUUGUUUAGUUAUGGUACAAGAAAAUAAUCCAAAAGCUGAUCUUAAUGUUGGUUGUUCAAAUAUCACAGCACUGCAAUUAAGCAGUCCUGGUUCUGUGCCAGAUGUGCGCAAAUAUCAACGACGACCAUAUUAUACUGAUAUGAAUAAUUACGAUAACGGUAUUAUGCAAAAUGAUGAAUCGAAACCAACACACGAAGAUUUUGAUAUAAGUCAACGAAAAUUUAAUACAUUAGCAACACAACAAGAACAACACCAAAAUCAUCCGCAAGCAGAGGGCAUAAAUACACAUACCUUCGAUUUUUUGGACUCUUUAAACAAAAGUUUUCUACCAGGUUUGGGCGUUGGAAUACUUGUAACUUCAGUUGUUGUGCUCAUUUGGGGGGCAACACGUAUACGUCAAAAUACCAACAAUAGUCGCCCGAGUACACCAACUGCAACAACUUGUUACGCUGCUUCUGAGCAUAUAGCACGACUUGCCGAUCCAGAAAAUGGCACUAGAUACCUUAAGUUACAGGCUACGACUAGCUUGUAAUUAAACAAAACAAUAACAACAGUUUUGUUCUUGAGACGUAUCUUGCGUCACCUACUGCAUUUCGCCUAUAAGUCAAUUAUAUGAAAUUUGUGAGUUGCUGGCUACAUACUACAUAAAGCUAUAUUUGCCAAUUGUCAACUCUUGUGAUAAUAGCCUUACCAAUGUAUUUAAUUUAGUAUACUUAGUUUACAUAGUUUUAAGUUUUGUUUUUCAUAUUAUUAACGAAAUUGUUUAACGUCUUUGUGCUAAAGCCAAAAACUUUACUUAGGAAAUCUUUUAAUAAUUCUCUAUGUGUUAUAUCAAAUUUCCCUUUAAACUUGCAAUAUACAAUAUCACAUUUUGCUCUAUUGUAGUUUCACCUUUAGACCUUGUGCCAUACAAUACUUAACAAUUUAUAUUAUUCCAUAAAAAGACCAUUAAUCUAUUUGUUAAAGUUUUAUUUUAUA
This is a messenger RNA of Teleopsis dalmanni, 2861 nucleotides long. RefSeq lists its product as uncharacterized. The coding region runs from base 19 to 2415 and encodes 798 amino acids. Lineage: Eukaryota; Metazoa; Arthropoda; Insecta; Diptera; Diopsidae. The record is from RefSeq and is a predicted model, not a curated record. Gene Ontology annotation, molecular function: protein binding. The transcript is spliced from 7 exons.